Molecule: messenger RNA, 737 nt
Organism: Mycena citricolor
Lineage: Eukaryota; Fungi; Basidiomycota; Agaricomycetes; Agaricales; Mycenaceae
Source: the annotation of a GenBank genome assembly
GAAGAACGUAAACGUUUUGCUUGGAUUACAUAUUUGGCAACUGAUCUGAUUUUUUCUAUCAGACUAUUUUGGCAUGAUCGUCAAUGAGAUUAUUGUGGGUGCUCAUCGCGCAGGUCAAUAUGCAAUGGAUUGAGGGCGCACAAGUCAUAUACCCUUAAUCAUUGGAAAAUGCCUCCUUCCACGAAGAAUCCCUUUUAUUAUCAUUUGUUUGUGCCCUGGGGACUCUCAUAUGGUCUCCACCAUAUUUAUACAGCAGGCAAACGCCAUCACCGGGAAUUAUCCACCAACCACAGCAUAUCGAGAUAUGAUAUGGCCACCGUACACUCCGAGUUCACAUAGCGCUUGCUUCCUUCUCUGUUAUCAUUGCCGCCCUUGUCCCUCCCAUGGAGCUGACUCGUCGUAAUGUGCGUUCCAUGUCGACUGCAAGUCCCCCGGCUGCAUUGCAUCUUGGCAACGGCCUUCAAGCAUGAAGUCAAAAAGCCAUCGAUCUUCGAGGACAUCCUUGCACUUAAGAGCUCUCGCUCUGAGCUCGCACCGUGCCUUUGUUCCUAGGCCAUAAUUCCCGCUGCCAGGUUCUCUCUCAGUUGCAGACCUUGCUUGUUCGCGACGACCCUCCAAUCUGGGAAUAGUCCCUCGCCCUCGGUGCUAAGCUGAGCAGGAACGUACGCCGGGCAGGGCUUGUUGAACAGUACCUUGAUCCAUGACAUGUGCGCUUGUCGAGCGCUGCAUUGAACAUG